UCAGGGUCUGUCGCCUCAGAACUCCAAGGACUUUGUACAAAUGGUCCGAAAGAAUCUAGAGGAAGUUGACAAAGUGUGACAAUAGCACGGUGCAGUAUGUGGUGGAGACUUUUCAGCUUGCUGGCUUGCUUCCCCUUACAAGAAGCCUUUCUGACCAACCACACAGAAACAGUCACCGUGGAGGAAGGCCAGACCCUCACUCUCAAGUGUGUCAUUUCUCAGGGGAAGACCACAUCCCUGCAAUGGCUGGCCCCAUCAGGGUUCACCAUUUUUUUCAACGAGCAUCCUGCUUUAAAAAAUCCCAAAUACCAGCUGCUACAUCACUCCGCCCAUCAGCUCUCCAUCCACGUGCUUAAUGUCAGCCAGCAAGAUGAAGGCGUGUACAAGUGUUUACGUUACAGCAGCAACGUGAGAACAAAGGAAGUAAAAGUGAUCGUGCUAGCAACUCCUUCCAUGCCAAUUGUGGAAGCUUCGGUUACCAGAAUGCAAAACGGAAAAAAGCAUGUUACACUUAAAUGUUCCACCGUGAGAAGUAAGCCCCCUCCACAGAUAACCUGGAUAUUAGGGAACGACAUAGAGCUUUACGGUGAAACCCACCAUGAAUUUGAAACUGAUGGGAAGAAAUGUAAUAGCAGCAGCACCCUCAGAGUCCACACAUACAGCAAAAACUCAACGGCGGACUGCAUCAUCCGACAUACAGGUCUACAAGGGAGAAAACUGGUAGCACCCUUCCGAUUUGAAGAUUUGGUUACUGAUCCAGAGACUGCUUCAGACGCCCCGGAGAAAAGCUCUCCAUCCUCUGCAGUCCCUCAGCAGCCCACUAGCACUGUUGCAGUGGUGGAAGGUUCUAAUACCACAGAGAUUGACAAGGAAGAGAAAGACCAAACCACUCAAGAUCCUGACUUGACCACUGAAGCAAAUCUUCAGUAUGUGGGGGUGAUAAGGAGGAAAAAUGGCAUUCUGCUGCUCACCCUUGUGUCCUUCCUCAUCUUCAUACUCUUCAUCAUCGUCCAGCUCUUCAUAAUGAAGCUUCGGAAAGCACAUGUGGUAUGGAAAAAAGAAAAUGAAAUUUCAGAACACACUCUAGAAAGUUACAAAUCGAGGUCAAAUAAUGAAGAAACAUCAUCCCAAGAGAAAAAUGGCCAAACUUUCCACUCUAAGAGAUACGUAAACUACAUCACACAGUUGUACACUGAAGCGAAAACAAAGAAAAAGGAAGACGAACGGAGUUCGAAAUUGAAAGGAGAGCCCUCUCAUAUACCAGAGAGCAUUGUGUAAUGUUCUCUGCAGGAGAAAAUACUGAUUUCAGGGCAGCCACACCCUCACAGUGGAGCAGCCUAUGGGAAGGAGCAUAAUUACUGUCACAAGAAAAAUAUACUUUGAGUGCAAUGCAGCAUGGUAGCCUCCCGUCGCACGUUGCCCUGGAUUCAGGGCUGUGAAAUGAGGACCAGUCCAUGGACACAAAGCUUCAUAGUUCAAAUUAAAGAAAAGAGAAAAGAAAAGAAAGGAAAAGAAAAGAAAAG
This is a messenger RNA of Hyaena hyaena (striped hyena), 1523 nucleotides long. RefSeq names its product cytotoxic and regulatory T cell molecule (gene CRTAM). Bases 97 to 1278 code for a protein of 393 amino acids. Gene Ontology annotation, molecular function: signaling receptor binding. Lineage: Eukaryota; Metazoa; Chordata; Mammalia; Carnivora; Hyaenidae. Gene Ontology annotation, cellular component: plasma membrane. Gene Ontology annotation, biological process: positive regulation of natural killer cell mediated cytotoxicity directed against tumor cell target; cell recognition; detection of tumor cell. The record is from RefSeq and is a predicted model, not a curated record. The transcript has 11 exons.